Patiria miniata (bat star) is the source of this 2527-nucleotide messenger RNA. RefSeq lists its product as uncharacterized. The record is from RefSeq and is a predicted model, not a curated record. The transcript is spliced from 6 exons. Bases 135 to 1115 code for a protein of 326 amino acids. NCBI's taxonomy places the organism in Eukaryota, Metazoa, Echinodermata, Asteroidea, Valvatida, Asterinidae.
GGGCGGAGUUAUGGAAAGACAAGGCUUUAACACGGACAGCCUCUCUCAGUUCUGCGUCUAGACCCUCACCAUCCUGCGGAAACUCUUCAGACGAAUUUCUUCCGAGAGGGAAAGCCACCAACUACUUCGCCAAAAUGAACAAGCUUGCUAUGUUGGUCGUUUGUUGCCUGUUCCUGCAGCUGGCGUCUGGGGCCUCACUCGCAUUCAGUCGCCGCGAAGACACUCGUUCUAGGUGGGCAGAUCUGCAGCGGAAGUUACAUCAGCCGCGGGGUGACACUCCCAUUACACAGUCCGGUCAAAUCGCCGUGCCGACGAUAGCCCGAUACGGUACCACGGAGACAGUAACCCUGAGCCAGGACGAGACGCAGCGGUUCGUGGGGGAGCUGUGCAGCAACUCCUCCAUGGGGAAAGCCGUCAACGUCACGGUGCACCUCCACAACAACGCGGGCUGGGAGCCGGUCCAGGGCGUCGUGGAUGUCUAUGUUGUGGACUCUAACUGCCAGGGUGGAGUGCUAUGCACAAACAAGGAUGACGAUGGCUAUGCAACCGCCUAUUGCCUUAUUGAAUCUUGGCCCUCAUUGAGUAACAUCAUGAUUGUCGUCAAGGCUGGCCCUGUCUCUGGGAUUAAGUUCAGCCUGGCUGCAGAGUUUUACGAGCAGGGCACCCAGCCUGCAGCUCAUGUCAAGACUCACAUGCCUAGCCAUAUUCCCAACUUGCUAGCCAUGGCACCCCUGGACCAACCGGCCAUCACCUUGACCCAGUCCGUAGAGGUCUUCCCGUCCGUCUCCCUCGGCUCCCUGGAGCGGGCCCUGCUGGAAUUUACCUGGUGCAGCGACAACUCCAUGAUCAUGAUCCAGUCCACCGUCAUGUCUUCGGACGGAGAGAGCACCUACGCGCAGUACAUCUGCGAAACACUGCCGUGUGACGUUGGUACGAACAACAUCAUCGAACAGACCGAAUACCUGCCCACCAAUACCGUCCAGACAGACCCCAUGAACAUAGACAACGCAGUAGGAAAAAAAUUGUACGUAGUGGUCACCUCUUGGGGCGGUCCAUACGACUCGGCCGGAAACGCUUACGUUAGCAAUUUCCUGUACAGUGCCAACCAACAUUAAGCCAACGUGUAAACAUAAAACAGCAGCUGACGGUUCAUCUUUAUCAAUUCUAUACGUAGCUUUUAGACGUUUUAGUCACUUUGCGUACAAAAAUGCAUUAUCCUAUAAAAUUGAAAUAUGACGGACACAAUACAGAACGGCGCUAUUUGGUUUGGGUAAAUACAAAAGAGAUGACCCGAAUCAAACAGCGCCCUCCCAUUGUGUCAACCAUAUGACCUUUUAUAGCUUCAGAUAUAGUUUUUGGUAAAACAAAAGUCAGUCUACUAGUAGACUGAAUACGAUAGGAUGUGUUUUAGAUAUUUUUCAAGAUAUAUUUUUGUGGUGUGUUUAUGGAGCUAUAAAAAGGAAUAAACUUUUUCUAUUUUUAUAAUUGUUAAAGGAACAAAUACAGUUUACAUCAUAAACGACUCGUCACUUUUUUUUCAAAUUAUGUUUAAAUUGUUCUGUUUUCCAAUUAAUUGACAUAACAAUUUAUUUGCAAAAAAAAAUGUAAUUUACAAGUUGAAUAUCUGUUAUGAUAUUUUCGCAGUAUGCUGCGAAAAGCCUCAAAUUUCAAGACUUCCAAAAUAGAAAAGACACUGAAAUUGAUGUACCUGUAACUUAGCCUUUUUAGGAAAUAAAAAAUAGAAAAAAACUUAUUCCUUCGGCAAAUCUUUUCACUGUACUAUAAGGCGAUUUAUUCCAUUUAGCCAAGGUGUAGGCCUAUGCAUGUAGUUACAAUACUUCGGCGAUCUGGUCUGGUCCAGUGUGGUCUGGUCCGGUCUGGUCUGGUCCGGUAGCGGUCUGGUUUGGUUUGGUCUGGUUUAAAAAAAGAAAGUUCUUUGUUCGGCCGCCAUUUUCCUCAAAAGUCAUAUUAGUUGAUCUGUUGCCAAAACACCAAAAAAAUAUUGCUAAAAUGGCGGAUUUUUGUCUUCUCUUUUCUUUCUCUCGCAAAGUAUAACUAUGGUUGCGGUGCAAUUUGUAUUCCAAAUUUAUUAAUAAACUUAUCAGCAUAAUGUCUUUGUUUUGAAUUUUGUGUAAUAAUUUUGUUCUGCUAUUUGUUUUUGUUGAUCGAUUUCUCUCAUAAUACCUAGAAGUUGUUCUUCCCUGUUCAGUGAAAUUUUUUCCCGCAAAACAAAUAUUUUCCACACAUUUGUCGGCAAGGUUGACGUCAUACACGUUGCCAAAAUUAGGUCUGUAUAUAUUUUCACAGGAUGAUCAGCAAAGCAUUCCCCAAAGAAAUGUAUUUUUUUUAUGAAUCCUCUGUAAAAAUGAACAUUAAGCUCCGAUAAUGAGACCUUAUCAGGGUGUUCGAGCCAGCCCCCCCCCCUCCAAUAAUUGUAAAGAGUGCCUUUUUUUCAACAACUUUUCUUUAUAAUUUCCAGCAGCCUUACGAGUUGCCUUUUUGGGAAUUUCGGGCGAAUGAAAUGUAG